ACAAAGGGGAAGUUAGAGCUUAGUUGUCAAACAAGCAAGUCCUAAAUUGUUCAACAUAACUUUAAUGGCUAUAUCGAUUAGGUUAUAAAUGUUUCAACAUAGAAAAGUGGUAGGAAAGAUGGAGAGACUAGUCACUCAUGCAUUCAACACAAAUACAUUUUGAAAAUUGAUAUUACAUUUGCAUUGUUUCAUGGAUGAACAUUUGGCUGAUUAUCAAGAAAUGGAUGUUUGGUCAUUGAAGAUUUAUAUAAAAGGAAACUAUUUUGAAUUUCUGCGACAAAGAGCUCUAAGCUCUUAAAAUAAGCACAUCUAGCGUGUAGUGUUUAUUUUUUCGGAUAAAAGUGACUUGAACCCCAACUCAAACACGAAAGUUUUGGUAACUUCUGGCUACAGAUAACAAGGCGAUCUGCCUAAACCAAGAUGCCCUUAACGGCUCUUCUGAUUGGGCUCACUUCAUGGUUAUUGGCUUUCGCCCCUCUCGCAACUGCCGACAGCUACUUUUGUGAUCAAGAAUGGGAGCAGACGAUCUACGAGCAACACCCUUGCUGUGAGUUUUUUGAUUGGAUGAUCGGCAAAUACAAUUACUCUCUAACUCUUGACUGGCCCAAGAACUCAACACAAAAAGUGAGUUUGACGGAUUGCAAACCAGUGUGUAACUAUUACAGAAAGGUGCACAGUACCAAUAAGACCUGUUGUCCUGGAUUCCAGGGUAUCUAUUGUGAUCAACCUGUGUGCGAUCCAGCAUGUAUUAAUGGAGGCCAGUGCAAGGCUCUUGGGGGAUCACUGGUCCAGAAUCCAGAGCCUGAAUGUGUAUGUCCACCUGGAUAUGGCGGACAAGCUUGUCAGGAAGACAUUAAUGCCUUGACAACAGAGCUGAUGUAUUGUUACCAAGAUGACGUCUGUAAUGGACAGCUCGUUAGUAGUCAAGUUAUGAACAUCUCCAACUGUUGCACCGAAGGCUUCGCGGGCUCCUGGGGCAGUCAGAUGUCCACAUAUGGAUGCACUCCUUGCAAAAUAGAACACCCUGUGAAGAUCAAUAACACCUUGGGGUAUUCAACAUGUAUGGCCACUGGGGACAGCACCUUCCGAACAUUUGAUGGUGUCCUCUGGCACUACAGAACACCGUGCGCUAUCGAUAUGGUUUUGACACCCCAACUAAAAUUAUCUGCGGUAACUGUCUGUGAUCCAUUUAACAAGUGUGCUUGUUCAAAGGCAGUCACCAUCAAUAUCACUGCUACACCACCGCGUAUUUACACAUUGAGAGAUCAAGAAAUGACCAUCGAAGACGGGACAACAGUGAAAUUAAAUGCCUCUGAACUGGUGGAUAAUACUAUUACACCAGCAGAUAGCCAUGGCCUAAUAAACUGGAAGAUUGACAAGAUUCGCAACGUUAUGCACGUGACCAUUACACAGUACGGAUUAGAGAUGAAACUGGAAAGUGAUGGGACUUGCAUGGUCACUUUAAGGAAAGACUCAAUACUCAAUGGGAACCUAGACGGCAUUUGUGGCGAUAACGAUGGCUAUAUCAAUGAUGAAUUAACUUUACAGAAUCCAAUAGUAGCAGAGAGAACUAUAACAAAGUACAAAAAUGAUAUCAUUCCAUGUGGGCAAGGACUUGAAAAAUGUAAAACUCCCGAGAAUGAAGUAGCAGCUCAGAUGUCUUGCAAGGCAAUCAAUACACUAUUCUACCCAUGUCAUUCUAAGGUCCCAUCUCAAGAUUUCUUGGACUACUGUUAUGACGCCUACUGCACAUCUCUUCAAGCCGCUGGUGAAGUGGAGGCACAAAGAGCUGCGUGUAACGUUAUUUCAACUUAUCACACGACUUGCUUUUUGGAAACCGGUCAAGCUAUCAAUUGGAGGUCCAAGACUCUUUGUCCAAAGACUUGCAAGUCACCUUUUGAAUUUAAUGGUCUGAUAACCAAUAACUGCCCUUUGACCUGCGGUCUUCCUCUGUACGCAUACACCCGAGACAUUUGUCGUACAACCCCUUACAGUGGUUGUAUUUGCCCGACGGGCAUGGCUCGACUGAACGACACCUGUGUGGCACCCAACCAGUGUCAAUGUACUGGAGAUAAUGGACAGUAUUAUAACCACGGAGAAACCGUGAUUUCAGGAGACAAGUGUGAGCAAUGUAAAUGUGGAGAUUUUGGUCUGUGGUCAUGUCAGCCCAGUCUACAGUCUUGCACGUCUGUCUGUACAGUGUUGGCAGGUCAGCAUGUCACCACAUUUGACAGCAGACAUUUUGUUGUUGAUGGUGAUUGCCCUAAACUUAAAAUUGUUCAGAGUAAUGAUCCCACAAUUGAUGUCUCUGUCACACUAGAGCUAUUGGCACCAAGUUUCCUGGCUGAAGAUGGGGAUAGUUUAAUUAGCCCAUCCAAAGUGACAGUGACUUAUCAAGGAAAUACAGCUAGUGUGACUAUGAAAGAAUCUGGUGUCACUGUUGACAAUGGUUUUACACCCAAUGUUUAUGCCAGACAAAUAGGGCAAGAUGUGUAUGCCUUAGAUUUUCAAAAUGGUUUGAUUCACGUGAAGCUCUUCCGCAAUGGCUUAUUCUUCUUGAGGAUGAAGAGUGUUUUUAAAAGCAAAGUGAUUGGCAUCUGUGGUAACAUGGACGAUAAUAAAAAUAAUGACUUGAUUUCACCAAGUAAUUCUCUUAUGGACCCGAAAGAGUUCCUUAGAUUUUACUCUGAAUGUUCUGAUCCUACAUUUAAUGAACUAACACAGACACCAAUGAAUUCCAUUUGUCAACAAAUCAGCGAUGUACCUUUGUCACCAAAUUCAAGAGUAGACAGUGAUAGCUUUAUUACACUAUGCAAUAAUGUGGAUGAGAAAUUGCGUUGCAUGGUGCUAGAAUUAUUUGGGCUAUUGGCUCAUAUUGAUUACACAACCAGCUUUCAGAACACGUCUUGUGGUGCAAUGCUCUGUCAAAGACGAGAAUAUGAUAUUUGUGACAUUAACUGCAGAGAUGGCAACAGUGUCAAAUGUGAGAAGGAGAGGAUGUUCGGCUGCACAUGUGGUGAAGGUCAAUACUACAAACAUGAUGAGACUUGUGCCCCACGAUCUAAAUGUGGCUGUUAUGAUAUGGAGUUCUCAAAUGAUGUAAUUGAGCCAGGAGCUGUAUAUGAGAGAAGAUGUCAUGAAUGUGUUUGUACAGAAACUUCAGAAAUUAAAUGUUCUGAAUUCUGUGAAGAGAUCAUCUGUGCCAAUAGCCAAGUAGCAAGAAGCACAUUAUUAGAGGGUCAGACCAACACCACUUGUCUGAGAAAGAUGUGCCCCAAACCAUAUUUCACAAAUGAAGAGUGUAUAAAUGUAUUGACAAGUAAACAGUUGUGCUACUGUGCUGAGGGUUACAAACAGACUCAGACUGGACAGUGUGUUUUGAAAUGCCCAUGUUAUGAAGGAGGCCAAUGGUAUGCUGAUGGUUAUGAAUACAUAAUGAACUGUCAGAGAAGAGUGUGUCGUGAUGGUAUCUUUGAAUAUGAAACUUCGGACUCACUAGAAUGCACAGGUACCUGUGUUCUGACUGGCUCGUCAAUGAAGGUGAAAUCAUUUGAUGCAACUACGCUUUCCGAUUAUUCAAUAUCUGGAUCAUGCAAUUACUGGGCAGUGAAAAGUGAUUUAACAUGUUCUGUUAUAGUCAAAGCCAUUCAGUGUGGCAGUAAAGAUACUCCCUGUUUGUAUGAGUGCACUAUCAAGUCACCUUUCAUUAGAGACAACAUCAUUUUUAAGUCUGCCGAUCCUGGGGCUGUUAUGGUUGGAGAUAGAGAGUUUACAAAUUUUGUUGGUCCCAAUAUUACAAUAACAAACAUUGGUAUAUACAUGGCCAUAAGCUGUGGUGAUUCAAUGACCAUUUUGUGGAAUGGAGCUCUCACUGUCAGAAUUAUGGCCUCAAGUAAACUCAUGAACAAGGUCUCAGGUCUUUGUGGAAACUUCAAUGGUAAAACUUCAGAUGAUAAAAUUGGAAGUGAUAACCUUGAAAAGGACAGCAUGUCCAAGCUUGCAAAGAGCUGGAUAGUUAACCCAGACCUGUGCACCAUAUCAGACACUGAAUCUGUAGCUGAUUGUCAGUCCAAUCGUUUAACCUGGGCUGAGAAAACUUGCAGUGUAAUUUUGGAAGGAGAAGCUUUUUAUGAAUGUCGCAAAAGAGUCUCUGAAACUAGAAGUUAUUAUGAUAAUUGUGUGAUGCAGGCAUGCAACUGUGACACUGGUGGGGACUGUGAAUGUCUCUGUGAUGCUAUUGCUGCAUUUGCUGCACAUUGCAAUGAAGUUGGGGCACCAGGAAAAUGGAGACACCAACGAUUGUGUCCAAUACAGUGUGAUGGAGGCAGUGUUUAUGAAGCCUGCGGAAACACUUGCACAGAGACCUGUGGUAAAUCCGCCAAUAGUUCUUCAUGUACAUCCCUCACCUGUGUGGAAGGAUGCUUUUGUCCCAGUGGCUACCUACGUUCAUAUGGCAUCAAGAGCCAAGAGAUAACCUGCGUACUUAAAUCUGAGUGCCCAUGUAUUGAUGAUAGAGGCAGAGAGUUAUUCCCAGGACAGAGUGUUACAAUCAACUGCCAGGAGUGCGAGUGCAUGGAUGGCGAAAUUGUUUGCACUGGUAAAGUUUGUGAGAAAUGUGACAUAACAGAGUUUACAUGUAACAACGGCCAAUGUAUUGAUGGAGAAUUUAAAUGCAAUGGAUACUUGGACUGUUUAGAUGGAGAAGAUGAAUUCAACUGCACAGAAUGCAAUGGUUUCUAUUGUGAUAACAAAGAGUGUGCACCCUUGAAUUCAUCUUGUGAUGGAAAGAUUGACUGCUCAGAUGGUAGUGAUGAAGUUUUAUGUGAGUGCAAUAGUUAUGAAGUUAAAUGCACCCAGAGUAAUAUGUGCAUUUUCAAAGACUUUGUGUGUGACAACAAGGUGGACUGUCGUUAUGGUGAAGAUGAGCACAACUGCACAAUUUGUCCUACUAAUUUUACACACUGCAACCAAACAUACUGUAUAGAUAAAAACUUUAUGUGUGAUAAUCAUGAUGAUUGUGGGGAUGGCUCUGAUGAAAUAGGAUGUACAAGUACGUACUUUUACAAGUACAUUAACUAA
Molecule: messenger RNA, 5079 nt
Organism: Biomphalaria glabrata
Lineage: Eukaryota; Metazoa; Mollusca; Gastropoda; Planorbidae
Product: SCO-spondin-like
Exons: 32
Coding region: 421-5079 (1552 amino acids)
Cellular component (GO): extracellular matrix
Molecular function (GO): protein binding
Source: RefSeq, a predicted model, not a curated record